Messenger RNA from Lycium ferocissimum, 837 nucleotides. Its product is annotated as spore wall protein 2-like. The record is from RefSeq and is a predicted model, not a curated record. NCBI's taxonomy places the organism in Eukaryota, Viridiplantae, Streptophyta, Magnoliopsida, Solanales, Solanaceae. The transcript is spliced from 3 exons. Bases 1 to 837 code for a protein of 278 amino acids.
AUGGCUCAACAAUUUGUGCAGCAAUUUCAAUACAAUAUAAACUUAGUCCUUGACAAGAAGUCCCUGAUCAACUUGAAGAAAAAAUCUACAAAAAAUUUCAGAGAAUUUGCCAUUAGGUCGCGGGAGCAGGCAACUAGGUUAAGACCACCGUUGAAAGAAAGUGAGGUCGUGGAAACUUUUAUUCAAGCUCAAGAUGAAGAAUAUUAUCAGUACAUGCUUCCUGCCUUGGGUAAAUCAUUUGUUGAAGCCAUCAAAAUAAGGGAGAUGAUAGAAGAUGGGAAGAUGGGAAUAGAACAGGACACCUGGAAUGCUAAAAAGGAUAACAGAAUAAAUACAGAGGAGACACAAAAAGGGAAAGAGCCUGCUAUUUCUGAAAGUCAAACAAGUCCUUCCAUUCAAACUCAAAAUAAGUUUGAUGCUUUGGCUGCUGAAGGGGAUGAUAAGGACAAUGAAGAACAAACACCAAAUAAUGAAGGAUUAAAGGAGGAAGUCAGGGGCAACAAUAUAAAUGCAGAGUUUGGAAAAACAGAUAGUGCAAACACCAGUGAAGAAGUGCAAGGACAGGAAAAAGACAUAACAAUCGAAAGUGAAAUAGUGCAAGGACAGGAAAAUGGCACAACAAUUGAAAGUGAAACUGUUUCAGGUGAAGGGGAGAAGAUGGCUAAAUGGGGGGAUAGGGUGGAAGAGCCUGAGGAUAGCAAAAAGGAUCAAUCUGGGGAGCACAAUCAGGAGAUCAAUAUUAGGAGAAAUAAGAUAAUUGAGCCACCAGAUGGGGAUCCAGGGAUAUACAAUAACGGUCAUGAGCGAGAUAUAGCAAAUGGGGUGAAACUAUCGUGA